Psilocybe cubensis is the source of this 1566-nucleotide messenger RNA. RefSeq lists its product as uncharacterized. Gene Ontology annotation, cellular component: catalytic step 2 spliceosome. Gene Ontology annotation, molecular function: ubiquitin-ubiquitin ligase activity; peptidyl-prolyl cis-trans isomerase activity. The transcript has 10 exons. Lineage: Eukaryota; Fungi; Basidiomycota; Agaricomycetes; Agaricales; Agrocybaceae. The record is from RefSeq and is a predicted model, not a curated record. Gene Ontology annotation, biological process: protein polyubiquitination; protein folding; protein peptidyl-prolyl isomerization. Bases 1 to 1566 code for a protein of 521 amino acids.
AUGGGCCACGGAAAUUCAGACAAACUAUAUAUCACCCACGCUGAACACGCUGGUCUCCAUGGUUCUCAUUCCUCAUCUACAGGAUACAAAGCUAAGGCCGAAGCUCCUCAUCCCGGUGCCAGAACGCCAUUUGACUGUUGUGCCCUGUCCUUUCAACCGUUCACGCACCCAGUUUGCGCAAGGAAUACCGACGGCACUGGUAUUGUAUUCGACUUGGUCAAUAUCAUACCCUGGCUGAAACAACACAACAAUACUAAUCCAAUUACCAAGGAGCCCUUAGCACCUACAGAUUUGAUUACCCUUCACUAUUCUCGAAAGGAGGCCACAGGAGAAAUUCAUGAUCCAAUAUCGUUCAAGCCAUUUAGUGAACACUCACACAUUGUCGCAAUCGCAACUACUGGGAACGUAUUUCUUGCGGAGAGUAUCAAAGGAGGAAGGGAUCUAGUAGAAGAUGUGCCUUUCAAAAAGGGAGACGUCAUUACUCUCCAAAAUCCUCAUGGCAUGCCAACUGCAUCGGCACCGAAUGUUGUGGUACCUGAAAAGGUCAAGAAAGAACAAACCCCAAAUAGCGACCCAGUUCCAGUCGUAAAGGCAUUGAAGGCAAAGGAGCCUGUUCCUUGGAAUAUAUCUCCUUAUUCGAGCGGCUUGGCUGGCGCAUCUUUGACGUCAACGUCAGUAGAUAUAUCGCAAGGUUCUAGUUCAAAACUUCUCUGGGACGAAGAAGAAAUGAUGUUUGAAGAUAUUUCCAAACCUCUUAAAGGGAAGGGGAAAGAAAAGGAUGUUGGUAAACGGCGUGCAUAUGUGCGUGUCGUCACCAGUUUGGGGGGCGCCAGCUUGAAUUUGGAAUUAUACUGCGAAAAGGCGCCCAAAACAUGCUACAAUUUUUUGAUGCUCUCGAGAGCUGGAAAAUACAACAACUGCCUAUUUCACCGGCUUGUCCCUGGUUUUAUGAUACAAACAGGAGAUCCAACUGGAACUGGAGCUGGAGGAGAGUCAUACUGGGGCACUCCCUUCAGAGAUGAAUUGGAUAUGAAAGGUGCCGCGAAGCAUGAUGGUCGUGGGACCUUGGCUAUGGCUAACAAAGGUGCAAAUACUAAUGGAUCACAGUUUUACUUAACUUUUAAGUCUGCCCCUCAUCUGGAUAAAAAGCAUACCGUUUUUGGUAAACUCGUAGGCGGAGAAGAUGUGUUGGAUGCCCUUGAGAAUCUUCCAGUAAAACCUGGCACGGAUCGGCCUGCGAAAUCUGUCCGCAUCACCGAAGUCAUCAUAUACCAAGAUCCCUUCGAAGAAUAUAAAACGCGUCUAGCAAAGAAAUUGGCAAAGAGAGCCGAAAGCACAAAACCUGGAAUUACUUCGCCAUCAGACACAAAGGAAGAUGUUAAUUGGUUUGGGACCAAAAUAGGUUCAGAUGGAAACACUCUUGACUUUGGAGGGAAUUCAGGAGCUGGAUCAGGAGUUGGCAAGUAUCUCAAUCUGAAAAGACCUCCAUCUGCAGUGAUCACUUCUCGCGAUGAAGAUUCGAAAAAGAAGCGGAAAAUAGGUUUCGGAGAUUUUGAGGGUUGGUGA